Messenger RNA from Hippocampus comes (tiger tail seahorse), 1726 nucleotides. RefSeq names its product E3 ubiquitin-protein ligase KCMF1-like. Lineage: Eukaryota; Metazoa; Chordata; Actinopteri; Syngnathiformes; Syngnathidae. The transcript is spliced from 7 exons. Gene Ontology annotation, cellular component: plasma membrane. Gene Ontology annotation, biological process: synaptic signaling. Gene Ontology annotation, molecular function: zinc ion binding. The record is from RefSeq and is a predicted model, not a curated record. Bases 160 to 1416 code for a protein of 418 amino acids.
AGGCGGACGGAGGGAGGGCAGCAGCUCACCGGAUCCUUCAUGAGGGAAGAGGCCAGGGACAGCCAGCCAGCCCCGGCUUCUCCUUCUCUUCACUAAUAUAUUCCUCGUUUCGCUUUUGCGAGUCAGGCCCGAGCUCGGGGCCGCUUUCGGCUUCGUAGGAUGUCCCGUCAUGAAGGGGUGAGCUGCGACGCGUGUUUGAAAGGCAACUUCCGGGGCCGACGCUACAAAUGUUUAAUCUGCUACGACUAUGACCUGUGCGCGUCGUGCUACGAGAGCGGCGCCACCACCACCAGACACACCACGGAGCACCCCAUGCAGUGUAUAUUGACACGGGUCGACUUUGACUUGUAUUACGGCGGAGAAGCCUUCUCGGUGGAGCAGCCCCAAGCCUUCACGUGUCCCUACUGUGGCAGGAUGGGCUACACCGAGUUGUCCCUGCAGGAGCACGUGGCCGCGGAGCACACGGAGACCUCCACAGAAGUGAUCUGCCCCAUAUGUGCAGCGCUGCCGGGCGGAGACCCCAAUCAUGUGACGGAUGACUUUGCUGCCCACCUCACACUUGAACACAGAGCACCCAGAGACCUGGACGAGUCGAGCGGCGUGCGGCACGUGAGGCGGAUGUUCCACCCCGGGCGCGGACUGGGCGGCCCCCGUGCCCGCAGGUCAAACAUGCACUUCACCAGCAACACCACUGGGGGGCUCUCGACCAGUCAAAACUCCUCUCAAAGCUCCAGUUACAGCCGGGAAGCCAUGGACCCCAUAGCAGAGCUUUUAUCGCAGCUGUCGGGCGUGCGGCGCUCGGCGGGCGGCCAGCUUAGCUCGGGCCCAUCGGCCUCGCAGUUGCAGCAGCUCCAGAUGCAGCUCCAACUGGAGCGGCAGCAGGCGCAGGCGGCGCGCCAGCAGCUCGAGACGGCGCGCAACGCCACGCGCGGCGGGCGCGCCAACGCCAUCCUCAACGCCAACUUGUCCGCCGCCGCAAACAACCCCAACCUGAGCGCCAACCACAACAGCAAUCCCGGAACCAACGUCGGCCCUUCGGAGAGCCCCCCUCAGCACACGGCGCACAGCUCCCACUUUCUCCUCAGCAGGCUGAGCGAAGCGCGCGUGUCCGAGGCUGAGCGUCAGGCGUGUGAGGCGCAGUGGGCGGAUAGGAGCUUGUUCGUGACGGAGCUACUCCUGUCCACGCUUCUGGCGGAGCACCACCACCAUCACCACCACCACCGCGACGACAUCGACGACGACAUCGCCGACCGCCGCCGCCGCCAUCCCGGGUCGCUGCGCAACUUUGCUGACUUCCAGUCCAUGGGCUGCAUGGAGGUGAUGACGCUGGACGUGGCGCUGGAAAACCUCAACCUCAAAGAGAACAGCGCCGCCGCCCCCCCUGCCAAGAAAGAGCCGCCUGCCCCGUCCCUUUGAUGGAGCAAAUAAAACCCCAAAACAAAACAAAACAAAAAAAACUGCGAAUUCCCCCCAAAACCCUCACCCCCCGUUUUUGUUUCUUUUUACUCUUUCUUCACUGAUUUUGUCAUUUCAGCCCUCCUCCUCUCCCCAUGUCCGUGUGUACGUGAAAUAUAAGUUAGACGAGUGAAUGUGAGAGAGAACUCUAUAAAUCUAUUAUUAAAAAAAAAAAAAAUGCAAAAGCAAAUCUAUAUGAAAGUUGAUAAUCACUUAACUCACACGCUGGCCGCGAAAGAAGGCCACUAAAUAAAACAAAAAACUGCUGUUA